AUGGAAAAGACGAUGGUGUCCCCCCCGGCAGCUAGUCCCUCCUCAAUAUCCCCGGCCGGCAGCUCUCACCUCGGCAAGCGCCACGAACUCAGCGAGGACGCGCAAGACUCGUCCGGCGCCGGCUACAAUGGGGGAGGCGGCCGCAAGUCCUCCUCAUCCGGCGGCUCGCGGCCCAAGAGGGCCCAGGUCUCGCGCGCCUGCGCCCGCUGCAAGAACCUCCGCCGCGCCUGCAACGAGUACCGCCCGUGCAAGCGCUGCGUCGACGCCGGUCUCGGAGACCAGUGCCUCGGUCUGGCCGGCCCCGUGUCGCUGGCCUGGGUCUCGGACGGCUCCCAGGCCUUUGGCCACGUGCCCCACGAGGCCGUGCAGCGCAUGGCCGACCUGCUGCCGGUGCGCGUCAUGGACUACUGCGUCGACCGCUUCUUCGCGCGCCUGCACCCGACCAUACCGAUCCUGACCCCGGAGUACGUCGCCCAGAUGAAGGUCAUCGCGGGACCCUCGGAGCCAGGGAUGGAGGCCCACUGUCUCCUUACGGCCGUGUGCGCACUGGUGCUGCUCCAGGUCGAGGAGCCGGAGAGCCUGUGGCUGCAAGGGCUGAUCCCGGAGAAGAACGCGCUGCACGGGCGGAUGCUCUUUGAGGAGGCGCUCGCGGCGCACCGGAACUUUGCGCGGCGGUCGAACCCGAGCUUUGAGCAGUGUCUGUUGACGUUUUUCUUGUACGCGUGCCACUCGGCGCUGUUCCACCACAGCCAGGCAUUCUUGUUCCUGCGGGAGGCGACGACGCUUUUCCUGCUACUGAGGAUGAACACCGAGUCCGCGCCGCGGGCGCUGGCGGAUCGGCUGUUUUGGGUGCUGCUCGUCUCGGAGAGGUCGCACGGGAUCCGGUACCGGCGGCCCGUGACGCUGCAGAUCACGGCGGAGUCGCCCUCGAUGGACAACGACCCGACGCUGUCUGGAUUCUGGAGCCUGGCGGCGCUGUUCACCCCGCUGGAUACUUCCUUCAUCGCGUUGUUGAACCAGGAAAAGGUGGCGACGCCGCCGUCGAACGCGGCGUUGACGUACAUUGAGACGGCGGUCAACUCGGCGCUGCGGUCGACCUCGGAUUUAAAGGAUACGCAAAAGUCCAAUCUGAGGGUCACGCAACUGUGGUUGCGGAUUAUCUUGUGGCAGCUCCGGCUUCGGUUCGGGUACCUGGCGGAAGAGUCCGUCCACCCGAGCAUGACGUACCACUUCCCGCUCGAGGUCGCCAAGGACCUGGUACUAUCGACGAGGGACCUGCCCGUCGACAGCAUCAAGGUCCACGGCGUCGGGCUCACGGAGAAGCUGUUUGACAUUGCUUCGGCGGCGGUGGACGUCCUGGCGCGGGUGCCCAUUACGCCGGCGAGUCCGCACAGGAGCAUGGGCGGCACGGGGCCGGAGGAUGACUUGAAUUAUAUGAGACGGCUUAUUACCCGGCUGCCUGGCGGGAAUUCCAUCUACGACGAUUUAUUGGACAAGCAUAUUCAGCAAGCUGUCCCGAACAUGGCGAUUGCGGGCGCGUCCCCACGUCCUCCGCCCUGA
Colletotrichum orchidophilum is the source of this 1560-nucleotide messenger RNA. RefSeq lists its product as uncharacterized. The transcript has a single exon. Lineage: Eukaryota; Fungi; Ascomycota; Sordariomycetes; Glomerellales; Glomerellaceae. Bases 1 to 1560 code for a protein of 519 amino acids. The record is from RefSeq and is a predicted model, not a curated record. Gene Ontology annotation, molecular function: DNA-binding transcription factor activity, RNA polymerase II-specific; zinc ion binding. Gene Ontology annotation, biological process: regulation of DNA-templated transcription.